AAUAAAAAUCAGGCGAGGGUGUGGUGCAUGUGGCAGGCCAGGGUGUGUGAGGUAUAACUAGCUAGCUAGCUACUAGACGACGUGUUAUGGAAAUGUACAAGUUUUCUAGAGCCUCAUCACUACCUUCAAUGAAGUCUGGACAAGAGGAUGGAUUCGUACGCACGGCUAGAGUGCCGUAUCGCGUUCUCUAUGCACUUCUAUUCACCCUCAUCAUUGUUAUAAUAGCGCUACUCCUGCCCAGCAGUGUUAGGAGGUCUCCUCAUCCUGUGUUUGGUCAAACAAAUUUCCUUAUCCAUGAUGACUAUCAAGUAUUCACUUACAACAGCACUUAUCCCCUCACUACUCCAACGUAUGCAGGAGACGUUAAGACAUUCCGAAUAGCAGUAGUUGCAGAUCAAGAUACAAACUCUAAAGUCAAAGACACCAUGUGGGUUAGUUGGCUUAAGACGGGCUCUCUGAGUCUCCAUAGAGAUGGCACCCUCUCAGUCAAGUGGGACUCUACAAUGACCAAACUGGAGACAAGAAUGGCCGAGAAGGGCCGUGGUGCUGAGCUCUCUGACCUGUGUGUCUUCAACGGGAGGCUCUACACUGUUGGAGACAGAACCGGGAUUGUGUUUGAGAUCCUUAAUGGCCGGUUGAUUCCCUGGGUCAUUCUCCAGGACGGUGACGGCCAUGUGGACAAGGGCUUCAAGGGAGAGUGGAUGACUGUCAAGGACAGGCGUCUUUAUAUAGGCAGCAUUGGGAAGGUCUGGACAUCUCAAGCUGGGGUGUACCUGAAUGACAGGCCACAGUACAUCAAAGUGAUUGGUCCGACUGGCCACGUGGAACACAGACCAUGGGCUUCAGUGUACAAUCGUAUGAGGGCUGGUGCUGGCAUAGAGGAGCCUGGCUAUAUUAUCCAUGAGUCUGCCUCCUGGAGCGAUGUUCAUCAGAAGUGGUUCUUCCUGCCUAGGAGAGCUAGCGAUAAGAGCUAUAAUGAUGUAGAUGAUGAACACAGAGCUACCAACAUUCUCAUUUCUGCUGACGAAGCUUUUUCGGAUGUUCAAUCAAGCCCAGUAUCGCUGUUAAAUGAGUACCGAGGCUACUCUUCAUUCAAGUUCCUACCCGACUCUCAAGAUAAAAUAAUAGUGGCUAUUAAGUCAGAGGAAAAUCAAGGAAAAAUCGCAUCUUAUAUUAGUGCAUUUGAUCUGUCAGGACACACCUUGUUGAGCGAGGAGAAAAUAGCAGAUGAUCUAAAAUUUGAGGGAAUCGAAUUCAUCUGACUCUCUUUAGACUAUUCUUUUUAAUAUUCUUGUAUUUAUACAAUUUUAUUAUCACUAUUAUAACAUGA
Halichondria panicea is the source of this 1330-nucleotide messenger RNA. RefSeq names its product soluble calcium-activated nucleotidase 1-like. Gene Ontology annotation, biological process: proteoglycan biosynthetic process. The record is from RefSeq and is a predicted model, not a curated record. Gene Ontology annotation, molecular function: calcium ion binding; UDP phosphatase activity; GDP phosphatase activity. The transcript is spliced from 8 exons. Bases 87 to 1262 code for a protein of 391 amino acids. Lineage: Eukaryota; Metazoa; Porifera; Demospongiae; Suberitida; Halichondriidae.